CGAUGCGCGGCGCAGCCCCACUAGAAUUUGUCCUCGAUUUGCAUCUUACGAAACAGCCCAGCGAUCACCGCCGAGUUUCUUCUACUUCACGUUCUCUAGGCUUCGACUCCACACACUCCUUCAAACCGCAGCUAUGACCGUGCCCGAGGAUACCCAGACCACGCAGGUCUCCCAGCUCCGCAGCAUCCUCACCUCCGAGCAGGAGCCUCUCGCGCGCCGCUUCCGCGCCCUCUUCUCGCUGAAGUACCUCGCUUCCUUGCAGCCGCCGAGCGAGGAAACGGUUCCCGCAAUUGAGGCGAUUGCCGCUGGCUUUGGAUCGCCGUCUGCGCUGCUGAAGCACGAGCUUGCGUACUGCCUCGGCCAGUCUCGCCACGAUGCUGCAAUUGCGCCGCUGAGGCAGGUGUUGAUGGAUAAGCAGGAGGAUGCCAUGUGCAGGCACGAGGCUGCCGAGGCGCUUGGUGCGCUGAGUGACAAAGGGAGUCUGGACUUGUUGAGGCAGUUUAGGGAUGCAAAGGAUGAGCCGGAUGUUAUUACUGAGACUUGCGAUAUUGCAGUGGACAGGAUUGAGUGGGAUCAUGGGCUGCAGAAGGGCCAGGAGAAGAUCAAGAAGAGUGACUUCACAUCCAUCGACCCUGCGCCGCCAAUGCCUCAGUCCUCGGACAAGCCUUCCAUUGCUGAGCUCGAGAACACCCUGCUUGACACCAAGCUGCCUCUGUUUCAGCGCUACAGGGCCAUGUUCGCGCUGCGCGACCUCUCGUCACCGCCUGAUCUGCCCACCGCAGUCCCGGCAGUCCAGGCUCUUGCCCGUGGCUUUGACGACCCUUCAGCGCUGUUCCGUCACGAGAUCGCUUUCGUCUUUGGACAGCUGUCGCAUCCCGCGUCCAUUCCAAGUUUGACCAAGGCGCUGAGCAACACAACGGAGGCGAGCAUGGUUCGCCAUGAGGCUGCGGAGGCGCUCGGCAGCCUCGGCGAUGAGGAGGGCGUGGAAGACACUUUGCGCAAGUUCUUGAACGAUCCAGAGCAGGUUGUACGUGAUAGCUGUAUUGUGGCGCUCGACAUGGCUGAGUUUGAGAAGAACGGCGAGAGGGAGUAUGCCAUCAUCCCCUCGCAGGCCACGGCUGUUGCGGCUUAGAUUGGGUAUCGUUUGGGUGCGUGCAUGACUACAAGGCGUUUGCUAUCAAAAUGGGUCUAGAGGAAAAAGCAAUAUCCGCUCAGUUGUUGGUGUUCCAUUUGUGACCACAGUCGCACUCGUAGAAGACAGUGGACCCUUCGUCUGCGCUGCGCAGCUGCUGUGUGUAAUAGCGCACCU
Didymella exigua CBS 183.55 is the source of this 1309-nucleotide messenger RNA. RefSeq names its product deoxyhypusine hydroxylase. Bases 134 to 1132 code for a protein of 332 amino acids. The transcript is spliced from 3 exons. The record is from RefSeq and is a predicted model, not a curated record. Lineage: Eukaryota; Fungi; Ascomycota; Dothideomycetes; Pleosporales; Didymellaceae. Gene Ontology annotation, molecular function: deoxyhypusine monooxygenase activity. Gene Ontology annotation, biological process: peptidyl-hypusine biosynthetic process.